Molecule: messenger RNA, 1240 nt
Organism: Parathielavia appendiculata
Lineage: Eukaryota; Fungi; Ascomycota; Sordariomycetes; Sordariales; Chaetomiaceae
Product: metallo-beta-lactamase superfamily protein
Exons: 2
Coding region: 46-1137 (363 amino acids)
Source: RefSeq, a predicted model, not a curated record
CGCAACACUUUUCUGUAGAACUGUUACCCAGCGCAGCAACGCAACAUGGCGACCGGGGAAUCCUCAACUGCCCUCCCCGCUGGGCAGGAGAUCAUCACGGUAAAGGUGAUCAAUGCCGUCAACUUCGGCCCAGCCGUCAUUGAACGGUUCAUGGCUCCGCCAGUGCCCGGCCUCGCCACCUUCAAGGACUCUCCCUCAUUCUCGUUCCUGCUGGAGCACCCUUCGGGCCGGAAGCUGGUCUUUGACCUAGGAAUCCGGAAGGAUGUCCAGAACUACGCCCCGAGAAUAGCCGCCUAUCUUCCCUCCACGAACUACGACAUUCAAGUGACGGGAAAUGUCGCGGAGAUGCUCGAGGAUGGGGGGAUCAAAGCCAGCGAGAUUGAGGCUGUCAUCUGGAGCCACUGGCACUGGGACCACAUCGGCGACCCGUCCACUUUCCCCCCUACCACCGACCUGAUCGUGGGACCGGGCUUCAAGAGGGCCAUGUUGCCAGGGGCACCAGCCAAUCCCGACUCUCCUAUUCUAGAGAGCGACUAUGCCGGCCGCAACCUUCGCGAAAUCACGUUUGAAGGAGGCCAGUCACUUCUCGCCGGCAAGUUCCCCGCCUAUGACUACUUUGGGGACGGUUCGUUCUACCUCCUGGACAGCCCGGGCCACGCCGUCGGCCAUCUCUGCGGACUUGCCCGGACCACCAAGGACCCAGACACGUUUGUCCUUCUCGGUGGGGAUAUCUGCCAUUAUGCCGGCAUCUUCAGACCCUCCGAGCAUCUCCCCAUUCCCAGCACCAUAACACCUCACCCCUGCCAUCCCCACAGCGCCACCGCCACAUCGCUGUGCCCCGGCCAUGCUUGGGAAGAGCUGCAGGCGUCGAGAGGCCGGAAGGGGACGGACACGCUCUACGACAUGACCUUUGGACUGGACAUCCCGCUGGCCACCAGGACGAUGGGGAGGCUGCAGGAGCUGGACUGCCUGGAGAAUGUGUUUGUAAUCAUUUCCCAUGACAGCACCGUCCGGGAUGGCGUGCCUCACUUUCCGGAGAGUCUGAAUGCGUGGAAAGAGAAGGGUUGGGGGGAGAGGCUGAAAUGGUCGUUCCUCAAGGAUUUGGAGGUUUAUUGGAGGUCAAGGGGUCUCGCCUAAGCAGUCGAAGUUUGUGUUUGUUAUGGGAUGACCUAACGCAACCAUGGGUCCGUGGAUAUGUUUCGUUGUUCUCGCGGUUGUGGACUGACAGUGAGAAUACCCC